GGCAAUGUGAUGAGAGACGACACAAAGGGAAAGGUGAUGGCAGGACCGAGGCCUGUGGUGCUGAGUGGGCCCUCAGGGGCGGGCAAAAGUACCUUCCUCAAAAGACUCCUCAAAGAGUUUGACGGCGUCUUCGGUUUCAGCGUCUCCCAUACAACACGCAACCCCCGUCCAGGAGAGGUGAAUGGCAAAGAUUAUCACUAUGUGACCAGGGAGGUGAUGCAAUCAGGCAUUGACAGAGGGGAGUUUAUUGAGCAUGCAGAAUUUUCAGGGAACAUGUAUGGAACAAGCAAAGCUGCUGUCCAGGAUGUUCAGGCUAAAAACCUGAUCUGUAUCCUGGACAUUGACAUGCAGGGGGUGAAGAACAUUAAGAGAACAGACCUCAACCCCAUCUAUGUCUUCAUCCAGCCUCCAUCGAUAGAAGAGCUGGAGAAACGCUUACGGGACAGAAAAACAGAGUCUGAAGAGAGUUUACAGAAACGUUUACAAGCUGCUCGUGUGGACAUGGAGCUCAGUAAGGAAACUGGCCUGUUCGAUGUUGUCAUUGUUAACGACGACCUUGAGGCAGCGUAUGGGAAACUGAAAGAAGCCCUUCUGGAGGAAAUCCAGAAAGUCAAAGACACCAAUUAGGCCUUGGUAACACAAAACGUACUGACCACAGCACCACUCCAGGCACUCCUAACAUCGUCCAUACCGGAACAUUCCGUCACAGACUGGUCCCUAAAGAACCACGGGAACUUAAGCUUAGUUGGACUUUACUCUUAAUGCAGCUGGACAAAACCUGCAGGGUAAAGCUAUUCCAUGUUUAGUAAUUCAUUCAAAUUAUAAGGAUAAGGAGACCAUUUUUAUGCUACUUUUAUACCUUGAUCUAGUGAUUUAAAACCCUCUUUUCGCUAAA
Messenger RNA from Chanos chanos (milkfish), 895 nucleotides. RefSeq names its product guanylate kinase 1a (gene guk1a). Bases 10 to 627 code for a protein of 205 amino acids. The record is from RefSeq and is a predicted model, not a curated record. The transcript is spliced from 8 exons. Gene Ontology annotation, biological process: purine nucleotide metabolic process. Gene Ontology annotation, cellular component: cytosol. Lineage: Eukaryota; Metazoa; Chordata; Actinopteri; Gonorynchiformes; Chanidae. Gene Ontology annotation, molecular function: GMP kinase activity.